GAUUACAUUGUUUGGAGUGCCGGUGAGAGUUUACUAAUAUCUUGAAAGUCUCUCAAUUCUGUUUUCUGCAAGGAGAAAAGCCGGCUGAUAUGUACGAUUCAUGAAAUCAGGGGCUGGUGGAAAGGGCGGCCCCGAACGGACAUAUGCCAUCGAUCGCGACGCAGCAAUCCACUUUAUCCGCGCUGCCGCAUCCACCCCGACCGUGACCCGCUUCCUGAUGAUCUCGUACCUCGCCUCGCGCCGCUCCAAGCCGGCCUGGUGGUCGGACGAGGCCUGGCGCGCCGCCGAGGAGGUCAACACCAAGGUUCUGCCGCACUACUACGCCGCCAAGCUGGCCGCCGACGAGGUUCUGUAUGCGGUGUCCAAGGAGCGGAGCGGCUUCGUCGGUAUCAACCUCCGCCCGGGCUCCCUUACGCUCGACCCGGCGGGUAAGGUCGAGUUGGGGAAGACGAAGCAUUCGAGGGGGAAUGUCAGCCGCGAGAGCGUGGCGAAGGUGGCGGAUUUGUUGUUGGCGAGCGAGGGCGUGAAGAGUGCGUGGGUGGAUUUGUUGGAUGGGGAGGAGGACAUGGAGCAAGCGGUGCAAAGGGUUGUCGCGGAGGGGGUGGAUGCUGCUGAGGGGGAGGCCAUUUUCUAGAGGUAUUAUGUUGGAUUGAACGGCAGAUACUAUGCACGUGUCUUGGUACUUCUGUUUUGCUCAUGUCUGGAGCCUCGGGAUCCUGAAACCUCUGAGAUUACCUAGAGGUAGUAUGUAUACUACUGCAAGUACUCUCCGACACGAGGACAGAGGCAAGAGUCACCAGACAGAGGCGCGGACGACUUGCGCAGACAACUGCACAGUGUAUUGGUUGUUUUGAAAUGUUCAUCGAAUUCAUCUAAACAGUCAUCCUCGAG
Molecule: messenger RNA, 891 nt
Organism: Chaetomium strumarium
Lineage: Eukaryota; Fungi; Ascomycota; Sordariomycetes; Sordariales; Chaetomiaceae
Exons: 2
Coding region: 101-634 (177 amino acids)
Source: RefSeq, a predicted model, not a curated record